AUGUCAAAACCCCGAUGUCUUCUUUCAGUUUUGCCUGUUGAGUUGGUCUUUGAGUGUGUGCAAUAUCUGGACACCUCGUCUGUAGUCCACUUAUCGGGCACCUGCAAGAGGCUCAACUCAAUCCUCCGUCGCAACUGCACUGAGCAGGUAACUAACCAUGCUUUGGAGUAUAUUACCGUUGAGGCCUGGAAGGGCUUUGGGGGCAAGGUUAAGUUAGAUGCUGAUUCCAUCAAGGCACUGCUGAGUCGGGCUAGACACUCAGGGAUCUCGUUGUGGGGUACGAAGAAUGGCCAUUGGGAGGACGAACAUCGAGAUUUUGUAUACUAUUUGCCUAAAAGCCGUAUCGAAGUUGUCAUUUCAGAUGAAAAGGACGACAAGGACAACAGCGACAACAGCGACGACAACGGCGACAACGGCGACAACGACGUCAAUUACAAUGGUCCAAGUUCACUGUUGCACAAAGCUAUACAUUACAAGGAUGUCGAAGUGGUCAAAGUUCUGCUGCAAAACGGUGCUGACCCCAGACUAGCUUGCACCAGAGGCGGCCCACCAGGUACUCUGGAAAGAUUGAUGAAUGAUACGUGGGGUCCCUGCCCACUAAUGGUAGGGGUUCUCCUGGAUGCAGAUGCCCUACUCGUUUCUGUCGAAUUCGCUACCAAACUAUGCCAGAUUGGUGGAUCCACAAGCUCGUUGAUUGAGCUCGUAUUGAAUAAGCAUCUAGACGUUCACUGCACAUACUCCGGAGUCAUAAGAUUCACAUUGUUUACCGAUGCGACAAUACUACAUAUUGCUGCUUCCGAGGGCGAUCCUGAUCUCCUGGAGGCGAUAAUUUCUCGUGCACCAAACUUACUACAGGCCAGUGUGAUGGGGAUGACCGUUUCUUCAGGUACGCGCCCGCCUCCUGGUCCACGCCCUGUCCCGAAUGGCCAGUCUGCGGAAGGAUGGUAUGACACAUACCUACCGUUGAACCUGGCUCUAAAAUCACACAAUGCAGCGAAUGCCAAAUAUUUGCUCCAGUGUGGAAGCAAGACCGAUAGAGCCUCAUUUGAACUUGUGUGGGAGGACGCCUGUGAUUUCACCAAGUUUACUACGGAUUGGGUGGAUAUUUUGAAGCUUAUGGCAGCUAGGAUUGAGUUCAAUUCCCCGGAAGCUAUCCCAAUGAUCCAAAGAUGUAUUGAUAAUUUUUUUCAUCCAAAAGCUUCCUGCCAUGCAAGGUUCUUCCAGAAGCUUUGUUUACCGCCGUUUCUCGGUAAUAUGAGUCUUCGUACCCGUGCCCGGUACCUUGACAGGUUUGAUGUCCAAAGUUGUGAGGCGCAUCUCGAUGAAUUGAGGUAUAUUAUUGCCUGGUGCGAGGUCGCUCUCCAGAACGAGAUACAUUCGGAAGGGAAGCUUGGACUAGGCGCAACAGAUGAGACAACUGAGUGUCUUCCAAGUUUGUUGGCGGGCUUUAGAGAACAUGAGCAGGCGCAGCAAGAAAUAGUACAACUGUUGUGGGAGGCUAUGCUUGAAACGUAA
Molecule: messenger RNA, 1515 nt
Organism: Aspergillus welwitschiae
Lineage: Eukaryota; Fungi; Ascomycota; Eurotiomycetes; Eurotiales; Aspergillaceae
Exons: 2
Coding region: 1-1515 (504 amino acids)
Molecular function (GO): protein binding
Source: RefSeq, a predicted model, not a curated record